UGGAAGUGCGUUUGCUCAAUCUAAACGCUAAUGACAGCAAUAAUUUAACGAACCUAGUAAAUGAUUGUUUCGCAAAUCAUUGGGAAGAUAAUACAGAAUGUCCAGAGACCGUCUUGACAUAAGAGGAUGACCCGGAAGACGACGAAUUCAAUCAAUGUUUAGAUCGCUUCGACUCCGUGCCAUGAAGGAAUACAAAGUGUUCACUGCGAACACAGAAUUCAACCCGCUUGAGUGGGAAAAUUCUUCAAAGUUCAGCGCCACUAAAUACGUUCUAGCAGGUACAUAUUUCUACAGUUUUACGACACGAAAGUCCACUGGGGGCGCUAAAGAGAAGACCUCUGUGUGACACAUCGAUGACGGUCGACUCCACAUACAACACGAUUGAGCGUCAGAGGUGUCAAAAAAUAAAUUACUGAGAAGGAUUGUCAGCCUACAGCAGUGUAAAAUAUGGAGGAGAGAUUAGAGCCUGAUCUCGAUGAAAUAAUGGCUGAUUUGGAGGAGUUACAGAGUGAGGAGGCAGUAAAAGAAACACCAAAAAAACGAAAAAGAAAGAAGAUAAAACUCAGGUGGAAACAAAGAGACCAAAAAGGAUUCUUGGUCUAUGAGAAGCAUAAACGAAAGACAGACCGAUCUGAAAGACCAGUUGCCUCAACCAGUGCCUCUUCAAAUAACCCUCAAGAAGUUGAGCUUGAAACUACAAACACAUCUGAAGCCUCAACUACCAAACAUUUUGGAGAAGUAGAUGCACAUCGGAUUAUUGAUUUACAAGUACAUCUACUCCAAGAUGCAAUUGACUGUGAUGAACCCAGAUCAACAGCAUCUAAUGAUUGGGCACUGAGGCAAUCCUUGUCUGAAGAACGCUGGCAGGAAGCAAGACCAAAACUCCUUGACAGUUUGCUUGCUUCAGACUGUGUACAUCUUGGUCCUUGUGAUCACUGCAGCUUGAAAGAAGCAGUCAUCAGGUGCAAGGACUGUUUGCCUAAACCCCGUUACUGUGGAAAGUGUGAUGUUUCUACGCAUCAACAUCUAGUUUUUCACAACAGAGAGACUCUUAUAGAUGGGUUCUAUAAACCUGUCCCUCCAUCAACUGCUGUGCAAGACUUCAGUGGCCAAAAUGUCAUAUAUGAGCAAGUGUGCUUGCUGCCAAUCACACAACCUGAAAAAGUGUGUGAUUGUGACCCUCAAAACCUCUCUGUUGUCGCCGGACGAUCAGUUGCACUCAUUUGCAUAAAUGGUCGCUAUGACAUGUACCGGCCAGUUAUGAAUUGCAGAACAUGUCAUGCGUCAUGGACACCUGAAGUGGGAGACCUGCUGUGUAGUGGUUACUGGCCGGGCACUGUGGGAUUUCAAACCAUAUACCAGCUAGACCUUUUCACCUCUUUUGAGGACCUGAAGAUCAAUGCACCUGGUCUUUCAAGACAAGCAUUUGUCAAAAUGUUAGAACAGCGCUCACAACAAUUUGGAAGGAGAGGUUACAUUUGUGGCGACAUCUUCCAAAAAGCUUUCCUUGAAUGGACAUAUUGUCGUCAUGAAAGAGAAAAACUCUGCGGCAUUGACCACUUCUCUUGCCCAGCUUGCACCCCAGAUACAGUUGCUGUGUCUGCAGAUGGAAACAGAAAAUUAUAUAGAUUCAGCAAAACAAAGGGGGUAGAGGAACAACCAUUUUUUGAUGGAGUUUUUCUGGCCAAUGACAAAGCUGUAGCAACAUUUGUUGAUUGUGUUCGUGAGAAGAUCAAGCCAGUAAGUGGAAAAGGCACCUGUGGAACAUCAACAUGGGCUGCAGCCAGGGAGACCUCUAAGAAGACAAACUCCAAAUGUGACGAAGAAGGCUUAGAGGUGGCAGUUUGCAGACACUGCAUAUUGCUUAGAGGUCUGAACAUGUUCAGGGGGGAGAUAUUUGCAUACCCUCUGUUUUUGCAAAAUGAUCUGGCCACAAAAACAAAUUGCAAGUUCUUCUGCACCGACAUCAUGUGUAGAUAUUGGCCUUAUCUACAAAAGGUGGCUCAAGCAUUCCCAGAAAUGAAAAAAUUGACUCAGAUGAAGCCAUUUCUUUCGGUCAUGCAUGCAAAGGGGCAUUCUACAAAAUGUGAGGUGCAGUGGGGUGGCAAAAACCAAACAGGGGCAGGCACUACCAUUGGUGAAGAAGUUGAACAAGUUAACAGCUUUUUGUCCCGUGUGGCUCUAACUACAAAAUACAUGAGUAAGGCUGCACGAGUAGAUAUGAUCACAUUGCAUGCCAGAGGAUGGAAUGAGCGAAAAAAAAGAAACCUGCACAAGUACUUGUCUACACGGUACUUGAAGACUAUCCAGAAGACAAAGGAAGUCAAAGAGGACAUUGAGGCUAUAAAGAAGUCCACACAAAGGUCUGAUGAGGAACUACAACAGUGGGUUACUGAUGUGAGACAGUGGGCAGUUGACACUCCAGAUGACCUCUGAACAGAUGAUCCAGUGGCGUUGCAACAUCUGAUUGAAGGCCUAUUUUUGGGCAUCCAGCAGAAAAAGAGGGAUCUGUAUCGUGUAACCGACCGUAACAAACAGCGACACAAGAUCCGAAGACGGAUUGGAGAGGAUAAGAAAAAGCUGUUUAAUGCCAUAUCCCAAUACGACGGUCUUCCAACCACAACAGAAUCUGUAGGUUCAAUUGAAGACCUUCUUACAACAGAAAGUCCUAUCUGGCCUUGGGAUUCUGAACCUGACACUUCUUUAGGAAUGAAGAAGAAAGUUUUUGACAAGGUGAUGCAGCUGGAGAGACUGAUUGAGGAAGAGGCUGUACUUGUAGAGGAAAUGAAACAACAUUGGACACAGCUUACAAGAACCUACAGGGCCUUGAAGGACCAGGCUAGAGCAGUGUCAGAUGACCUGGCCACACGGAGUGUUUACUAAUUUCUAAAUAUUGUUUACUUAGUAUAGCCUAGUUUAAAUAACCUGCUUAAAGAUCAUAAUACCUGGAAAGUCCCAAAUUGAUGUAGUGGUGCAUACUUCUAAACACUUUCUUAUUUUCUAUCCGAAAUUUUAGGCUUCCCUUCAGGACUUUCUGGUGAAGCUUACCGUGGCCUAUACAGUGCUGUCCUACAAAAAUGUGAGGAGAUCAAAAGAGACCUGGUGACUGUGAAAGAAACAUAUUCCCGAAUAGCGUUAGGUGGCAAUGAUGGACCUGUUGUUGAAAAAGAAGAUGAAGACCCAUUUGAGCAUGCCUCCACAGAUGCCUCUACCGAUGAUGAAUUAUAGUUUUGACUAGAGUUUUGACUGGUCUUCUUACUCUAGGUGGCUCAAGUUUGCUGGGUGCAGUAAUUUACUCCUCUCCUGUAAAAGUAACAUCUUAAAUCAGACUUUCUCUGCUCUACUCAGCCACUUUGAUGAAUCUGUGUUUUGA
Triplophysa dalaica is the source of this 3373-nucleotide messenger RNA. RefSeq lists its product as uncharacterized. The record is from RefSeq and is a predicted model, not a curated record. The coding region runs from base 448 to 2436 and encodes 662 amino acids. The transcript is spliced from 18 exons. Lineage: Eukaryota; Metazoa; Chordata; Actinopteri; Cypriniformes; Nemacheilidae.